Messenger RNA from Diuraphis noxia (Russian wheat aphid), 1580 nucleotides. RefSeq lists its product as uncharacterized. Gene Ontology annotation, cellular component: plasma membrane. The record is from RefSeq and is a predicted model, not a curated record. Lineage: Eukaryota; Metazoa; Arthropoda; Insecta; Hemiptera; Aphididae.
UAUGGUUAAUGCAAGAAAAAUUGUCAUCAAUUAUUUUGCAUGUGUUCUUGAAGAUAAGUACAGCUUCAAAGAUAAAUAUCGGUGGCAGCAGUUAUUUCGACAUAGAGCGGAUGAAGUUACCCCCAUGAUGCCUGUUAUGCUGAUCCAGCACCACUUAUUGGCCRCUGACGUAUUCGAGUGCUUUACCGUUCGGAUGACGGUAUCCCAUUCACCGGCACACCGGGCAAUGCGCUACUACCGUAUCUGGAUAUACACGUGCAACACCGUGCUCAUGGUGUGCGUCGUGUGCUUCGUGGUGAUCGCCUACCAGCUGGUGGUGGCCGACCAGCGGCGGCACCUGGUGCCCGGCCUGGACCUGUGCCAUCCCAGCCUGCUGUACGUGUACGCCGCGCUGUUCGUCCAGUGCACCGUGCUGCAGAUCGUCGGCUUCCUGGGCGCCCGGUCGCUCAGCGAGCGGCUGCUCAACGUCUACUGGCUGCUGCUGCUCGGCCUCCUGGUCGGCGACGCCGUUCUGGGCGUCUACUGGGUGUACAGGUACGACAAGAUGGUGGCCCGGCUGAAACCGGCGCUCCGGGACCGGUUGGCCGUCGACUACGGCCACGAUCGGCAGUUCACGGCCGUCUGGGACGACCUACAGCGCGACCACGAGUGUUGCGGCGUCAACGGGCCGCCCGACUUUUUCAACGUCACCGUGCAAGUUGCCGUUGAACACUUUGUCGAUUAUACGACAGUGCUGCCGGAUAGCUGCUGCUACCAUAAACCAGAAGCAGUGGCGUCGCCAUUCCGAAGGGACUACUGGCAGCCACAGACAACAACUACUACUGUAUGGACCACGGUCCAGGCGGAAGAACACGACAAUAUGGAAGAGAUGCCCAUCAAGUGCCGGCUCAAUUCAUACCGGUACUACUACCCCGGAUGCGAACGAGCGCUGAUGGCAUGGAUACGUAGAAGUGCCGAUGUCCUGUUCGUCCUCGGUUACUGUGUCAUAUCAUUUUUGAAACUGUGUUUUCUAGGCAUUUUAAGGUACGAAAUACGAGAAAUGAUACAAAAAAUAAAAAUACUUCAUGGAGAUACAGCUCGACUAGAAUUAGUCAAUGUACCCCAACAAGCUACAGGGAAGUUGUUACAAAAAGUUGAACAUAAUGGUAGCGUAGUACGUGUAUCUACUCCUAUGAGACAAGACAGUCAGAUAGAAGGAAGUUUAGAUGCAGUGAAACCACUUCUAAAAGGUCGUUCAAUAGAAGCGACAUUCAGGGUAAAGUCCUCGAACACGGACGGCAACGAAUCAGACACUAAUAGCCAUAGUGCGUUAUUAUUGUGUGAUGACAAACGAUUGACAGGCUCAUCUAGUAAGAGUAACUACGAACUUCACGAGUUAAGAGAUGUAAAUCGACUACUAACCACCAGACAUAAGAAUCAAAUAUGACUACGAAGAUGCGUAGCCGCUUGGUUUCGAGUGAUUGACAGUAACCAAAAAUUUCCAUUGUUGGCGACACCAAAACCGCAUACAAUUUAUUAAACAAAAAAAAUAUUAUUAAAAUUGGAAGUUACAUUUUUUACGUGAUACCUACAUAUUAAAU